AUGAUUGAUAACUGGCAACCUGGAACCCAGUACUAUGACGGUUCAAGGGUCCUUUAUGAAGGUGUCCAGUACAAGAUCAUUCAGCCUCACCGAUCUCAGAGUGACUGGACUCCGCCCGUGACACCUGCCCUAUGGGGACGCAUGGAAGAUGGCGAUUGCCACCGCAGCCCCCAUCAUGAGCAAUCUGGUCAGUGGGGCGGAGACUGCAAGUCCGAACCGUACACUCCAUCAUACGACCAACCUCCUCCUCAGCAGCAGCAGCAGCAGCAGCAACAAGAACAACAACAACCUUACCAUGCCCCUCAAGGCGGCAUCCAAUCGACUCAUGGGCAGAGUCAGACGAGCUGGUUCAACAUUGACGACAAAAGGAAGAAAGAGCUCGAGAUCGGAGGGGGCAUCCUGGCCGGUGUCGGUGCCCUUGCUGCUGGCGUUUUUGCCCACAAUCAACACAGCAAGAAAGAGGAGGAGAAAAAGGCGCAAGCCUGGUCGCGAGGCAACUGGCUCCGUGAUGCAGAGCAACGUACCCAGGCUUUCCGAAGCGGAAAUUACUCCUAUCCAGUAGCAUGGGUCCUCAAUCAGGGCAAGAAUAUCCCAUCGAAUGCUAUCGAAGGUGGAUUUGAGCGCGGCGCGCCUUUGUAUAUCUGCCGUGCUUUCUGCGAGGCAAGUCUGACAGCCUUUGUUACUGCCGUGCGAUGGGUUAACGUUUCCGGCCAAUUCAACUUGGCAGCUCUCAAUGGACUUCGGCCUGUUGAAGGUGGCCGGGAGCCUGGAGGUGCUCCUCAGUACAUUGCCCAAGCUCCUUACCAUGGAGCCGUGCACCCAGGGAAGGCGUGCGAGUCGUUCGGCGAUGGUUGCUUCAUCCCUUACGACUCCACAGAGAAGAAGGUCAAGGAGUACGCGGUGCUUUGCUACAACUGA
Messenger RNA from Suillus subaureus, 918 nucleotides. Its product is annotated as carbohydrate-binding module family 12 protein. The record is from RefSeq and is a predicted model, not a curated record. Gene Ontology annotation, molecular function: hydrolase activity, hydrolyzing O-glycosyl compounds; carbohydrate binding. Gene Ontology annotation, cellular component: extracellular region. Gene Ontology annotation, biological process: carbohydrate metabolic process. Lineage: Eukaryota; Fungi; Basidiomycota; Agaricomycetes; Boletales; Suillaceae. The transcript has 7 exons. Bases 1 to 918 code for a protein of 305 amino acids.